CGCUCUUACAUCGCCGGUGACUGCUUCUGCGCGCUCCGCUUCACUGUGAUUGGCUGUUUGUCCUGUUUGAAGAUGGCGGACAUAGAGAAAUGUGGAAGAGAUGAGGCUGGCGAAGACUGCGAGACGGAGAAGAUUGUCCGGGACUCCAAAAGACUAAAGAAGGAUAAUGGGGAAGAGGGAAACGGUCACGUUUCAUCCGAUGUUUCCGUACUGGCGGGUUUUGAGACCAAAUCGGUGUUGCGGGAGUCCGCGCGGGAGAAGAACAUUUUCAUUCACGGAAUGCUGGCCGGCCAAGAGGCGGUGGUGAUCCUGGAGAAGACCCCCAUCCGCGAGGACACCGUGCCGGCGCUGCUCGAGGGCUCGCGGCUGACGCUCGAGAUGCGGAACGACAUUUACAGCACGUACCGCGCGCAGCCACCAGUGCAGCUGAACGAGCUGAAGGCUACGCUAGUGUGUCCAGCGACGGAGAAGCACGUGAAGAAGUAUCGGAGGCGAGAGACUUUCCUGCUGUGGGAGACGGGGGAGGACUACCAGACCAUCACCCUACCUUUCCUGCUGAGUCAGAGCUUCAGCCUGCAGUGGGUUUACAACAUCCUGGAUAAGAAGGCAGAGGCCGAUCGCAUUGUCUUUGAGGAUCCGGACCCACAAGUCGGCUUCGUCCUGCUCCCGGACUUUAAGUGGGACCAGAAGCAGCUGGACGACUUGUACCUCAUCGCCAUCGUCCACAGGAGGGACAUCAAGAGCCUCCGAGACCUAAGAGGGGAACAUCUACAACUUCUGGAGAACAUUCGCAGCAAGGGGGAGGAUGCUGUCCGUCAGCGCUACGACGUCGCCCCCAACAGGCUGCGUGUGUUCCUUCACUACCAGCCUUCCUACUACCACCUCCACGUCCACCUCACGGCCCUCAGCUACGAGGCCCCCGGCAGCACCGUGGAGAGGGCCCACCUCCUGUCCGACGUCAUCCAGAACCUGCAGGCUGACCCAGAGUAUUACCGCAGUCGAACCCUGGCCUUUCCGGCACACACAGAUGACGGACUGCUGGAAAAGUUUAAGGAAGCAGGCAGGCUCUAGGACCAUGGCCGCAUCGCGAUCCUGCCCGUUGUCUCUCAUGGUUCAAUUCUGCUCUGAGUCUUCUGUGUUUUGCUAUUUUUUUUUUAUGUGUUUUUUGUAACAAGCGGUUCAUUGUUU
Messenger RNA from Brienomyrus brachyistius, 1188 nucleotides. RefSeq names its product decapping enzyme, scavenger (gene dcps). Bases 73 to 1071 code for a protein of 332 amino acids. Gene Ontology annotation, cellular component: nucleus; P-body. Gene Ontology annotation, biological process: deadenylation-dependent decapping of nuclear-transcribed mRNA. Lineage: Eukaryota; Metazoa; Chordata; Actinopteri; Osteoglossiformes; Mormyridae. The record is from RefSeq and is a predicted model, not a curated record. Gene Ontology annotation, molecular function: hydrolase activity; RNA 7-methylguanosine cap binding. The transcript is spliced from 6 exons.